GGAAAGCCUGAACUAAACAGAUGACGUCUUGUAGAUGCAGCGGGUUGGUGGAUAAUGACAGGGGCAUCCUGAACGCCAGUAAGCGAGCGGACCAAGUGGGUCAUUUCCUGUGGAUCGGCUCCGACAGCUGGGGCGCCAAAAACAGUCCCAUCCAGCACCUGGAGGACGCCGCGGUGGGAGCCAUCACCAUCCUGCCGAAGAGGGCCACCAUCAGCGGGUUCGAUGCCUACUUCACUUCGCGGACUCUGGAGAACAACAGGAGGAACGUGUGGUUUGCUGAGUACUGGGAGGAGAACUUCAACUGCAAACUGAUGAGCUCCUCCAAGAAGGACGAGAGCAGCAGGAAGUGCACAGGUCAGGAGCGCAUCGGCAUUGACUCCAAGUACGAGCAGGAGGGGAAGGUGCAGUUUGUGAUCGACGCCGUGUACGCCAUGGCCCACGCUCUCCACAACAUGCAGCGUGACAUGUGUCCCGAGAACUCCGGCAUCUGCCCCGAGAUGGAGAUCGCCGGGGGCAAGAAACUGCUCAAGUACAUCCGCAGCGUCAGCUUCAACGGAAGUGCCGGUACGUCGGUGACGUUCAACCGUAACGGCGAUGCUCCCGGGCGCUACGACCUGUUCCAGUAUCAGUGGAACAACGUGACCGGGCUGGGCUACCGCAUGAUUGGACAGUGGACAGAGACACUGCAGCUCCAUAAGGAGGACAUGCAGUGGCCUCGAGGGGAGCAGGAGAUUCCCACCUCCGUGUGCAGCCUUCCCUGUAAAACUGGUGAGAGGAAGAAGGUGGUGAAAGGCAUGCCCUGCUGCUGGCACUGCGAGCCCUGCGACGGAUACCAGUUCCAGCCCGACGAGUUCACCUGCAAGCUGUGCUCCUACAACAUGAGGCCCAGCGCCAACCGCACGUUCUGCCAGCCCAUCCCCAUCAUAAAGCUGGAGUGGCACUCGCCCUGGGCGGUGAUUCCGGUUUUCCUGGCAAUGCUGGGCAUCAUCGCGACAAUCUUCGUCAUGGCUACGUUCAUACGGUACAACGACACGCCGAUCGUCCGGGCAUCUGGCAGGGAGCUGAGUUACGUCCUCCUGACUGGGAUAUUUCUGUGCUACAUCAUCACGUUCCUCAUGAUCGCCAAGCCAGAUGUCGGCGUGUGCUCGUUCAGAAGGAUUUUUCUUGGUCUGGGGAUGUGCAUCAGCUACGCCGCCCUCCUCACCAAAACCAACCGCAUCUACCGAAUCUUCGAGCAGGGCAAGAAGUCUGUGACGCCGCCGAGGCUGAUCAGUCCCACCUCGCAGCUCGCUAUCACCUCCAGCCUCAUCUCGGUCCAGCUGUUAGGGGUGUUAAUCUGGUUCGGGGUGGACCCGCCCAACACCAUCAUAGACUAUGACGAGCAGAAGACCCUCAACCCCGAUCUGGCUCGAGGGGUGUUGAAAUGCGACAUCACAGAUCUCCAGAUUAUCUGUUCGUUGGGUUACAGCAUCUUACUGAUGGUGACGUGUACUGUUUACGCCAUAAAGACCCGCGGGGUCCCGGAGAAUUUUAACGAGGCCAAGCCCAUCGGGUUCACCAUGUACACCACCUGCAUCGUGUGGCUGGCCUUCAUCCCCAUCUUCUUUGGCACGGCGCAGUCGGCAGAAAAGCUGUACAUCCAGACCACCACGCUGACCAUCUCCAUGAACCUCAGCGCGUCCGUGGCCCUCGGCAUGCUCUACAUGCCCAAAGUCUACGUCAUCAUCUUCCACCCGGAGCUCAACGUGCAGAAGAGGAAACGAUCCUUCAAGGCCGUCGUCACGGCCGCCACCAUGUCGUCCCGGCUGUCGCACAAGGCCAGCGACCGGCCCAACGGAGAGGCCAAGACGGAGCUGUGCGAGAACGUUGACCCCAGCAGUCCAGCAGCUAAGAAGAAGUACGUGAGCUACAACAACCUCGUGAUCUAACGGCGCUCCUCCGUCACUGCAGAGCGAGAUGUCUGAUCUCCUGCAAGAAGGACGAGCAACGGGAGAAAAGCGGCGACGUGCAGGACUUUUUCUUUCUCUUCUUUUGGUCUCAUGUGCUUCACUGCCCAUCGGAGACGUUCAGGUGCAAAGCGGAGCGUGGUGGGACGACCUCUGAACUCUGACCCCUCCGGGUCGAGAAAAGCUCCAGAAAUAAAAAUCUAUUUGUUUUGUCGUUGAAGCGAUGCCAGUGGUUGUGAGGUAGAAUGCGGCGGAUGCAUUGGCGGACGCUGCGGCGACGACUGGGCGGCGACGACGGGCUCCACGCCGCCGGUGAUGUCAAACGAAGCGCGAGCCCGCCCCCUCGUGUCUCUUUAUGUACUUCCAAACUGCAAGUUCUCACCUUCCUGUCCGCGUGUGUAGUUCUUUAUGGCUUAUAUGUCGGCCUCUUUCUGUUGGUUUGAUUUCUGUUGGUUUGUAAGACGGCUGCGGUUGCCAUGCUGACGACAGAUCUACUUUGCUUCUCGCUUCUCGGUUUGGUUUUAUUGAAGCCAUAUUCUUCUUCGCUCGGAGAUUUGGAGGGCUUCGCUCGCGCUGCCACCUGGACUCAGAUUUUUAUCCUGCAAAUGUGAGAAAAAAAAGUUUUAAAGCCUCUGAAAACUUCAACAAACCGUGUUUAUGAACCUGCGACUCGCUCGGCUCAUUUAGUCCUGACUACACAUCCCAGAAUCCACUGGGCUGCAUGCAGGAAACAGAGCUGCAGGGUUGAAGGCAGCAGAGAAUUUUACAGUGCCCGCUCUGGGAGUGUCUGCUGGCCGCAGUUAGCCACUGUUUCCAAAUCCACGUUAGCCUCGGAGCGAUGCAUGCACCGUUCUGACCCCAGUCCUCUUACUCCACCCACACCCCUGCGGGUGGAGUACGAGGACUUAUUUUAUUCUUUCUCAUUCCAAUCAACACUUGGACCUGGCCUGUUCCGUCUAUCAGGGACCAAAUAUGGUUUUAUUAUUAUUGCUUACGUCCGUGUUGUUGGCCUCUGCAGCCCCGCCCUCAGCCUCUUUUACCAGCUACUACAACGUUUGCCCAUCACAGUUUAUUAAUUAAAAAAUCUUCAUGGUGGGAAAUCAGAGUUUAAACAAUGGAUGAAAUCCAAACACAGAGUGUAAACAGUAAAACAGAGUAAAAGAGAUUCUGUGUGUUUAACGAAUGAAACAGUUGAAGCCUUUUGGAGAGUCGUGCUCCAUUUUUAUUUGCUUACACGUCGACGAUCUGAUGCUCUGAAAGCAGAAGUAAAACUUCAGUCGUUAAAACGAAGAAAAAAAACGCCGAGACCUCCUUUACCCUCUGCUUCCUGUUUGGACCUCAGUCACGGCGGCCUGUAGACGGUUACUCGCUCGUCUGCAGACUAACCACCGAGCAGAUUAACGAGGUUUAUUCCAGGUGAGAAUCAGCUGAAUGAACCCAAACUGUCAGUGUUCUGGAGAAACGGCGUUUUCAGAGGCUUUAACAAAGACAGCAGCAGGUCUGAGGGAAAUCUGACCGUUCAGCUGGCCGUGACGCGGAGCCAAAACAGUUUUUAAGUGUUUUUAAAGCCGUUUGUGGUCACAUGAUGAAACAUUCCCUCCCCAACAUGCGUGUUCUUCUCCACACACUGUUUGUAGGUGUUUGUUUGCGGCGGUGGGGGUGAGGGGGCGGACCCUUACCCCGAGGGAGCCUCCUUCGGUCCAGGCUGAAUCUCUGCUGAUUUCAUGGACUAAAAAAAACAACUAAAGGUGUCGAUGUCGAGGUUGUCAAUGCAUGCCUGAUAUGUUUGAUGUUGAACCAGAAAAAAAAGUUCUCUGCCACAGUCGAUCCCACCUGUCUGCUCCGAAUCGUCCGUUCUUCGGUUCCUCGGAAACGUUCUCGCUCGGCAGAAUGCGGCUUUGAUCGGUUUCUUAUUCCCUGCGGGAGAAACACACGGAGAAUAUAUAUUUAAAAAAGAAAAACACUUGUUUUAAAAAAUGGAAGCAUGUAUGUUUUCUACUGUUUGUACUUGGUAUAUUCAUGUUGCCCUUGCUGCUUAUGUGCCAAUGUUGUGGGAGAGAUUUACAUUUGGCCACUCAUGCAACUAUUCUGUGGUGUCGUCCAAGAAUGUAUCAAC
This is a messenger RNA of Oreochromis aureus, 4062 nucleotides long. RefSeq names its product metabotropic glutamate receptor 7. Gene Ontology annotation, cellular component: membrane. The record is from RefSeq and is a predicted model, not a curated record. Lineage: Eukaryota; Metazoa; Chordata; Actinopteri; Cichliformes; Cichlidae. Gene Ontology annotation, molecular function: group III metabotropic glutamate receptor activity. The coding region runs from base 21 to 1928 and encodes 635 amino acids. Gene Ontology annotation, biological process: regulation of synaptic transmission, glutamatergic; G protein-coupled glutamate receptor signaling pathway. The transcript is spliced from 8 exons.